AUGAAAUCCGCCAAAGUCUUGGUCGCCCUGUUCCUAUACGGGUGUUGCAUGAUCCGAGAAUGCCUUCAACACGACAAUCCUGAACCCGUCAAAACGGCCCUGCUGCAAACGUGGGCUGAAAAGUUAUAUUUUGAAUUAUGGAACUGCGGAGAAUACAUAACUAAUCGAAAAUCACUGCAAAGUAAAUAUAACAAAGAAGCCAAAUUAGAAGGAAGAAAUGGACAAAUUUUGGUAGCAAACAUUUCGAGUGUCAUUAAAUCAAUGAUGGAUAAAAAACAACAAUCUUUAAAAAGAAUUUUGGAAAGCGUUGAACAAGUUGCAGUUUCAGCCCACGACGAUGCACCACCGGGUGAUGAAUAUAAGGUUCGAAAUGCAAAACCAAAGAAAGCUACUCCACAUACUAACAUAUUAUUAAAUGAUCUGAAAGAAAAUUCACAUUUUUACCAUACUCCUGUAAACGCUACAUAUAGUUCUGUACACAUACCAACUUAUGUUUAUGACCGGGCGGCUGAUGUAAUCAAGGCUCUCAAAUGGUCAGAAAACUUGGAUGUAGCAUUUAGAAAAAACUACGAAAUAGAUCCUAGAUUGUCGUGGCAGUAUUUUGGAAGUACAACUGGUUUCAUGAGACAAUUUCCAGCAAUGGAAUGGCCAGAUAAACCAGAUAAUACAGAAGAUUUGUACGACUGUCGAAUGCGUCCUUGGUACGUAGAAGCAGCUGCCAGUCCUAAAGAUAUUCUUAUAUUAGUCGAUAAUUCUGGGUCAAUGAUGGGACAAAGUAAAAUCAUUGCCAGGCACGUGAUAAAUACAUUAUUGGAUACAUUAUCAGUGAACGACUACGUGAAUGUACUUGUAUUUAGUAAUGUAACGAAUGAAGUCGUCCCGUGCUUCAAAAAUUCACUCGUACAAGCUACACUUGCAAACAUCCGAGAGCUAAAAUUAGGUGUGGAAAAUAUUGCCGAUCCAAAUAAUAUCUCAGAUUUUAGUAUAGCGUUAACUAGGGCGUUUGAAACACUUGAAAUGUACCGUGAACGAAAUAUGGGUGCUAUGUGUAACCAGGCCAUCAUGUUGGUCACUGAUGGUGUACCAGAAAACUUCUAUGAACUAUUUAAAACACAUAAUUGGAAGAAUGGUACAAUGGGUAUGCCAGUAAGAGUAUUUACGUAUCUAAUUGGUCGAGAAUUGCCUGAAAUAAGAGACAUGAAAUGGAUGGCUUGUGCAAAUCAUGGGUAUUUUGUUCAUUUAAGUACGGUAGAAGAAGUUCGAGAACAAGUGGUACACUAUUUACCGGUAAUGGCUAGGCCCUUGGUGUUGCACCAAUCCCAUCAUCCUGUUAUUUGGACGCCGUUAUACGCUGAUGUUACUGAUCCAAAAAUGACUGAUUAUCUAUGGGAAAAAGAAGAAUGUCAACAACAGUUUCAUGAUACGAUUAGUUAUAAAGAAACAAAAGACAAAUUUUUCUAUCCUAAGAAUAGAGCAAAACGAGAACGAGAUCGAAAAAAAAAAGAGUUGGAUCAAAAUUUAAACGUGAAUAGACAAAAAAAACACAAUUUAAUAACGUCUCUUGCGAUGCCGGCAUUCGACAAAAAAACUGAAAUGACAAAAGUGGCCCAUUUACUUGGCGUUGUCGGAACUGAUGUUCCCGAAGCAGAUUUACGAGAAGCCAUGUCACCUCACAUAUUGGGUGUCAAUAACUAUGCAUUUAUUGUUACUAACAACGGUUUCAUUGUCACACAUCCAGAUCUCAGACCAGUAUUUGGAGAUAUUUUGAAGCCAAAUUACAAUAGCAUCGAUGUGACUGAAGUGGAGCUAGUAGAUUCCGACAACAUCGCAAGGGUGUUUGAUCGAAGUAUACUCACGCUUCGUGAUUAUAUCAUCAAUCAAACAACUGGCGAUCGAGAAAUUACUGUGAAGUAUCAUUACGACGAUAUGAGACGUGCGAUAACAGCAGAGAGGCAUUAUUAUUAUUCAAUAGUUGAAGGAACGCCGUUUACAGUUGUGGUUGCUUUACAAGAAAAGCACUUCGGUUACAGAGUCAAAAUACCAGACAGAUUUCAAAAUCUUAAUACAACAAGAUCAUCCCUUUUGGACUAUUUCAAAGACGACGAGUGGAGAGUUCAUCCAGAUUGGCUUUAUUGUCGAUAUGCUUACGAUGAUGGAGAUGAUACGUCAUUUAAAACCCCUGAAGAUGAACUUCGGCAUUUUUUGAAGCGAAUCGCCAAGACUGAUAAUACUUGGAAUAAAUGGCCACCUCCGAGAUUUUACAGUGAAUCAUACGACUCAAAAGGGGCGACAUUGCCCGAAGAAAAAUUCGAUGGCAAAUGUUAUUGUGAUAAAGAUCUUAUGCUUAGUUUGAUAUACGACGCCAAUAUAACUAAAGGUAUUUUUACAGAAGCUAAAAAUGAUACAGAAAAGAAAAAAAAUCCAGCAGCGGUCUUGAUGAGUUUAUUACCAAGAACUGAAUUUGAAAAGAGAUUUGGAGUGACAUUGGCUUUUGUUGCUACCCAUAGUGGUCUUACCCGAUGGAUGGAUUAUGAAGACAAAUCCAAGACGCCUCUCAAUUCCGAUGACCAUGAAAAACAACAACCACAUUUCAUUGACGAGAACGUUUACUCUAUCGAAGAAGUAUGGUAUAGAAGGGCGGUUGAGUACAACAUGGUAAACGACGAAAGCUAUGUAUAUUCUGUACCAUUUGAUAAUGAAAACAUUAAAUCAACAUUGGUAACAGCAAGUCAAGCGGUUUUCGUUACGAGUAAAGAAAAUAAAAAGAAAGCUGCCGCUGCAGUUGUCGGUUAUCAAUUCAGACAUUCGGCUCUUCAAGAAUUGUUUUCUAACAUUACAAAACAGUGUUACUCAGAAACUGGUUGUACACCGGCAAAGGACACUUGUCAAUCCAUAGAACGAGACUGUUACAUACUUGACAACAAUGGUUAUAUUAUUGCAUCGGAAAAUGCAAUGGAUACUGGAAAGUUCUUCGGUAACGUCAAAGGACCAAUUAUGACUAUGAUGGUAAACGAAAAGAUAUACAACAACAUAACAAUAUUUGACUAUCAAGGAGUAUGUUUUAAGCGAGAAAAUGAAGACGAUUCGAAUAGUUCAUCGUUUUUGUAUACUCCGAUACAUCAUUUAAAGCAAUUAAUUGGAUGGCUAAUAGGGCGUGUGUUAUGGUUGGCUGCUCAUUCCAAUUUUCAAUGGAUGUUGUCUCAGGCUCAAGCCAUAUUCGAAGAUGUUCCAGACUACCAAGAAGAUGAAGAAAGUAUCUAUUCUGCCGAUACUUUAGCCAGUUUUAAGAUUGAAGGUGAAAAAGCAUUAAAAUACGUUAGAAUUAAUCGAACUCGACCGAAAUCUUGCGACCGUGUCGUCAAUUUGUACACGCUAACUUCGAAGAUUCCAGAAAAGGUUGAACAUAAAUCUAUGUGUGCCAGGCCUUAUGAAUUGCGAAAAAUAAUGAACACCAACCUUAUCUUACUGGUCGUUAAUGGACGUUGUCCAGAAACAACGAAAGCCGAAAAUUUCGAUACCGUGCCAAAGGAAGUUGAAUAUGGAGAGUUCAAUAAUUCGUUGAAUUGUCACAAAGCGUUUUAUAGUUUACCACGCCGUAGACCUAAAACCGCUUGCAUUAGGACACAUCCAGACGAGCACGAAAUUUACGACAAAAUGUGUGGCAAGGGUACAAUAACUACAGUUACGCCAAUAACUUUAUCAAUAGUUUUUUUUUCUAUGUUUAAUUUUAUAAGGUUUUUAUAA
Messenger RNA from Macrosiphum euphorbiae (potato aphid), 3744 nucleotides. The record is from the annotation of a GenBank genome assembly. NCBI's taxonomy places the organism in Eukaryota, Metazoa, Arthropoda, Insecta, Hemiptera, Aphididae.